AUGGAUGUUCUCAGCAUAGCUAUCAGAAUUCAAAAUGAUUAUGAAAACCAGAGAAUGGAUAUGAAGAAGGAACAAUACACGGAAGAAACCUUGCGAAUGAAUCAGGUGAGGCAUGCUCUCGAAGGACAUAAAACUUUGAACGAGGCCUUAGUAAGAUGUUUGGUGCAGUCUAUGUCACAAUUCAAGAUAUCAUCGAACGAUUUGAUUAGUAUAACAGUAAAUAUCGCGAAUGGAGUUUUUGGUCAGAAUUGGUGUAUCCCAUCUUCAGAUUUGGACUGUGAGGAAUCAUCGGAUGAAGAAAGUGAUGCUUGUGAAUCGCCUAAGCCAAAACGAAGACGAUGUGGAGAUUUGACCUACGUUAUGCCUACUCGGAAAUGCUUAUCAAAUUACUUGGAAGAUGCCCACUAUCUUAAUUUGGAGAUGUUAGCAGAGUAUUUACUGAAUAAAGCCGACUCAGUAGUAACUGUCGGUAUUGAUGAUGCAACCAAAGCAGCCGGUCAUGAUAUGCUUCACGUUAAAGGCGACCACAUCACAAAGCUGGACCCACACAGACACGAAAGUCAUUCACAACAGGGUAUGUUGAAAACAUAUCACAUUCUGGUCAGGACAGUGCAACUGCUUAUGAAUUCAAGUUAG
Molecule: messenger RNA, 636 nt
Organism: Lottia gigantea (owl limpet)
Lineage: Eukaryota; Metazoa; Mollusca; Gastropoda; Lottiidae
Exons: 2
Coding region: 1-636 (211 amino acids)
Source: RefSeq, a predicted model, not a curated record